Salvia splendens (bonfire salvia) is the source of this 1586-nucleotide messenger RNA. RefSeq names its product gibberellin receptor GID1B-like. The record is from RefSeq and is a predicted model, not a curated record. Bases 293 to 1327 code for a protein of 344 amino acids. Gene Ontology annotation, cellular component: cytoplasm; nucleus. NCBI's taxonomy places the organism in Eukaryota, Viridiplantae, Streptophyta, Magnoliopsida, Lamiales, Lamiaceae. Gene Ontology annotation, biological process: raffinose family oligosaccharide biosynthetic process; positive regulation of gibberellic acid mediated signaling pathway; floral organ morphogenesis. The transcript is spliced from 2 exons. Gene Ontology annotation, molecular function: gibberellin binding; hydrolase activity.
UUUCACACGCUACCUUGAGUGUUCAUUUAAACGCUCGUCUCUCUCUCUUUGUUGUUCUGUUUCUGUUUUCUGUUUUCUGUUUUGGAACUUUUCUAGUUGUGGUUGGGUGGGAGAGCUGCUCAUCUCAAUCCCUUUCUCUGUCUCUCUGCAUUUCUUCAGACCUGUCUUCUUCCUAUAUCGGACAAAUAGCAGUGGCUGUCUCGUCUGUCUAUAUUGAAAAAAAUAAACAUAGGAGGAGAUCAUCAUCAUCAUCAUCGAUUUGAGGAGUGUAAUUCAUCCUCCUCAACCUCUAAUGGCGGGCAGUAAUGAAGUAAAUACUAAUGAAUCACAGAGAGUGGUUCCCCUGAAUACAUGGAUCUUGAUAUCGAAUUUCAAGCUCGCUUACAACUUGCUCCGGCGAUCGGACGGCACGUUCAACCGCGAACUAAACGAAUUCCUCGACCGCAAGGUUCCGGCGAACGCCGUCCCCGUCGACGGCGUCUAUUCCUUCGACGUCCUCGAUCGCGCCACCAGCCUCCUCAACCGCGUCUACCUCGCCGCCGCCAACGGAGACGCCCCCUGGCGGAUCACCGACCUCGAGAAGCCUCUCAGCGCCACCGCCAUCGUCCCGGUUAUCGUCUUCUUCCACGGCGGCAGCUUCGUCCACUCCUCCGCCAACAGCACCAUCUACGACACGCUCUGCCGCCGCAUAGUGCGGACGUGCGGCGCCGCCGUCGUGUCCGUGGACUACCGCCGGUCGCCCGAGCACCGCUACCCGUGCGCCUACAACGAUGGCUGGGCGGCCCUCAAGUGGGCCCACUCGCGGCCGUGGCUCCGGAGCGGGGCCAACGGUGCCAGGGCCCACGUGUACCUAGCCGGCGACAGCUCGGGCGGGAACAUCGCCCACCACGUGGCUGUCCGCGCGGCCGAGGAGGGCGUGGAGGUGCUCGGGAACAUCCUCCUCCACCCGCUCUUCGGAGGGCAAGAGCGGACAGAGUCGGAGAUGCGGCUGGACGGGAAGUACUUUGUUCGGAUUCAGGAUCGGGAUUGGUAUUGGCGGGCGUAUUUGCCCGAGGGCGAGGAUCGGGAUCACCCGGCGUGCAACGUGUUCGGGAAGCGCAGCCGGAGCAUCGAGGGGCUACGCUUCUUCCCGAAGAGUCUGGUGGUGGUGGCCGGGCUCGAUCUCCUCCAAGAUUGGCAAUUAGGGUACGUCCAUGGAUUGGAGGGAUCAGGGCAUGAGGUGAAAUUGCUCUAUCUUGAAAAGGCCACCAUUGGAUUCUACUUCUUGCCAAACAAUAAUCAUUUCCAUUCUUUGAUGGAGGAGAUUAACGCCUUUCUUCACUCCUAAUUAUUGUUAAUAGUUUUAUCAUAUCAACUCACCAUCCCCCCCCCCCCCCCCCCCCCCUCUUGGUUGCCGGUGGAGCGAGCUACGGCAGUCUAUAGGUGGGGAAAAGCUAAUUCGGCAACAUGGAUUAGGGAAAUCCAUGGUGCUAUGAUUUUGUGUACUAGUACUAGUUUUUUUUUUAUAGCUACGGCUGUUUCCACUUUGUAUGUUAGUAAAUACUCCACUAGUAGUAAUUAAGAAGGGCAUGUUUUAUUCUGAUCUA